Solanum verrucosum is the source of this 669-nucleotide messenger RNA. Its product is annotated as probable glutathione S-transferase parA. Gene Ontology annotation, molecular function: glutathione transferase activity. NCBI's taxonomy places the organism in Eukaryota, Viridiplantae, Streptophyta, Magnoliopsida, Solanales, Solanaceae. Bases 1 to 669 code for a protein of 222 amino acids. Gene Ontology annotation, biological process: glutathione metabolic process. The transcript has 2 exons. The record is from RefSeq and is a predicted model, not a curated record. Gene Ontology annotation, cellular component: cytoplasm.
AUGGAAGGCACCAAUAAUGUGGUUCUACUGGAUUUCUGGGCAAGCUCAUUUGGUAUGAGGCUAAGAAUUGCAUUGGCAUUAAAAGGGAUCCAAUAUGAAGGGAGGGAGGAAAACUUAUUUGACAAAAGUCCUCUGCUUCUAGAGAUGAACUCUGUUCAUAAAAAAAUCCCUGUUUUGAUUCAUAAUGGCAAGCCAAUUUGUGAGUCUCUUAUCAUUCUUGAGUACAUUGAUCAAGUUUGGCAUGACAAAUAUCCCUUACUUCCUUCUCACCCUUAUGAUAGAUCCCAAGCCAGAUUCUGGGCUGACUAUAUAGAUAAGAAGAUAUAUAGCACAGGAAGAAGAGUUUGGAGUGGUAAAGGUGAAGAUCAAGAGGAAGCAAAGAAGGAAUUAAUAGAAAUUUUCAAGACAUUGGAAGGAGAGCUUGGAGACAAAACAUACUUUGGUGGUGAUGAGAAUUUGGGUUUUAUGGAUGUGGCUUUGGUUCCUUUCACUAGUUGGUUUUAUUCUUAUGAGACUUGUGCAAAUUUCAGUAUAGAAGCAGAGUGUCCAAAACUAGUGGCAUGGGCUAAAAGAUGCAUGCAAAUUGAGAGUGUCUCAAACUCCCUUCCUCAUCCUCACAAAAUCUAUGCUUAUGUCUUGGAACUCAAGAACAAAUUUGGUCUAGCCUAG